AUGUUUAGUCAUGCAAGGCCAAAACUUCCCAACAGUAGCAACAGUAGCAGUAGUAGUUGCAAUCCGCCAACUACAUCGCUUUCAUCACGAUUUCCUAAACCAACUCAAGUGACAAAGCCAUCGUUGUCAUCAUCGUCGGUUGUAAAAACGCCAUCAUCAGUUCCGUCAACAACAACACCAGGAACGACAGGUGCUAUGGCUGAAGAAAUUAUUACAUCAUUUUUGCGCGAAAUCGCAAUGAAAAAGAGUAGCGAGGCACGAAAAUCAUCGUCGAAUAGUUGUGGUGGUAACGGUGAUAAAAAAACUAAUUUACGAAUUAAAAUGGAAUAUAGGGGCGAAAAAUCCUGUAUUGAGAUGGAACGCCCAGUUGCAUUUUCUCUUCUAAAAAAGCACUUGUGCUCAAAAUACAGUCGUCAACUUAAUAUUUAUUAUACUCUGAGUAACAAUGAACUAAUUGUUCCAAUACGAAAUCAGCAGGAGCUAGAUCGUGCCGUUGAGCUUCUUGACAAAUCAAGUUCACAGAGAAGCCUUAGGCUUCUGUUAUCUCAGCACCAGUCAGAUUCUGGUAUAUCAAACUGUUCAUCAAGUCUUGGCAGCCCAACUAACUCUCUUCAACCAGAUGCGUCUGGAACUUAUUCGGCUGUGCCACCAAGGAUUGUUGAGAUUUCACCUUCUGAAUGUCCAUCAUCAUGCCCAAGCUAUCGAAAAUAUAGUCCAAAAAGUGGAGGUGGUAGUAGUACUAGCAGUGGCAUCUUCAUACGGGACUAUGAGUUUGAUGAAAGGAGAGGCAUGUGUACUCCUCGAGCUCCGACCAAUUGGAAGCAGGGAAAGUGUAUCGGGUCUGGAGCUUUUGGCCAAGUCUUUCUUUGUUAUGACAUAGACACUGGACGGGAAGUUGCAUUGAAACGGCUAUACUUUGCUAAGAACGACACUCAUCUCCGCGAACAAAUCGUUCAGUUAGAAAAUGAAAUUAAUUUACUGAGCACAAUACAACAUUCUCGUAUUGUACAGUACCUUGGAGCUCAACGAACGGAGGACUCUUUAUCUAUAUUCAUGGAAUACAUGGCUGGUGGGUCGGUUAAAGAUCUCAUAUCUACUUAUGGAGCGUUAUCAAACCCAGUUGCUAGGAAAUAUACUUAUCAAGUUCUUCAAGGGUUAGAAUACUUACAUCGCAACGAAAUGAUCCAUCGAGAUAUUAAGACGGCGAACAUACUAAGGGAUUCUAACGGCAAUGUUAAAAUCGGCGAUUUUGGUUCUGCCAAACGGCUACAAAAGAUUUGCAGCCAACAGAGUACAUCUAGUUCAUUUGUUGGUACUCCUCAGUAUAUGGCUCCAGAAGUUGUCACAGCGAAGUCAUCAUAUGGUCGAAAGGCUGACAUCUGGAGCUUAGGUUGUACACUUCUUGAAAUGUUGACCGGCAAUCCUCCAUGGGACGGAUUUGAACCCAUGACUGCAAUUUUUAAUAUUGCGCAACGUAAUCCUCCUUACCAGUUACCUCCGAAUACCGACCCGAGCCUAGCUAACUUGUUAUCUUCUCUUUUAGAGAGGAGCCCUGAAAAGAGGCCAAGCGCUGUCGACCUUAUAAAUAAUCACCAUGCCUUUAAAGUUUUCAAAGUGACUCAACAGUAA
This is a messenger RNA of Enterobius vermicularis (human pinworm), 1629 nucleotides long. The record is from the annotation of a GenBank genome assembly. NCBI's taxonomy places the organism in Eukaryota, Metazoa, Nematoda, Chromadorea, Rhabditida, Oxyuridae.